CACCGAAAUUAUCGUAGGCUUGCCCACAUAAGGACUGCCUCAGCUCGCUUUCUAUUUCGACUCCUCUCCCACUCUCUCUCUCAUCGCCCUCACUUCUCUCUCUCAAGCGCUCGUAAUCAUAUUCGUGGUCUCGGAUCAAUCGCAGCUGCUCUGCUUGUACAAUUUUGAUGCCAUCAUGGCUCCUAUGAAGGGCAUCCUUUCUCUACAAAAGACUGCUUUUGUCCAGCGCUCCAGUGAGAAUUUGGGCCUCGUGCGUAGAUUACUUAGCACACAGGCUGCUACAACUUCUGCCACGCCACAGCCUCCGCCCCCUCCGCCCCCUCCAGAGAAGACCCACUUUGGCGGCCUGAAAGAUGAGGAUCGCAUAUUCACUAACGUAUAUGGUUUGCAUGAUCCGUUCCUGAAAGGUGCAAUGAAACGUGGAGACUGGUACAGGACAAAAGAUUUAGUUGUUAAAGGAGCUGAUUGGAUUGUCAAUGAAAUGAAGAAAUCGGGUCUAAGAGGCCGUGGUGGUGCUGGAUUUCCCUCUGGGCUUAAAUGGUCCUUUAUGCCAAAGGCAUCUGAUGGCCGCCCUUCCUAUCUUGUUGUUAAUGCUGAUGAAAGUGAACCUGGAACAUGUAAAGAUAGAGAAAUUAUGCGACAUGAUCCUCAUAAACUGCUAGAAGGUUGUUUAAUUGCGGGAGUUGGGAUGAGGGCUAGUGCUGCAUAUAUUUAUAUUCGUGGCGAGUAUGUGAAUGAAAGGCUGAAUCUUGAGAAAGCCAGGAAAGAAGCUUAUGCAGCUGGAUUGUUGGGAAAGAAUGCAUGUGGAUCAGGUUAUGAUUUUGAUGUGCAUAUCCACUUUGGUGCUGGAGCUUAUAUAUGUGGUGAAGAGACAGCUCUUUUAGAGAGCCUUGAGGGUAAGCAAGGAAAGCCCAGGUUGAAGCCUCCUUUUCCAGCCAAUGCUGGGCUAUACGGUUGCCCCACAACUGUUACAAACGUUGAAACAGUGGCUGUUUCACCCACCAUUUUGAGGCGGGGCCCGGAGUGGUUUGCUAGUUUUGGCAGGAAAAACAAUUCUGGAACAAAACUUUUCUGCAUCUCAGGGCAUGUAAACAAGCCUUGUACUGUUGAAGAGGAGAUGAGUAUUCCAUUGAAAGAGCUUCUAGAGAGACACUGUGGUGGUGUUCGUGGUGGAUGGGACAAUUUACUUGCUGUUAUUCCAGGCGGUUCAUCGGUUCCGCUGAUUCCCAAGCACUUAUGUGAGGAUGUGCUCAUGGAUUUUGAUGCACUUAAAGCCGUUCAGUCAGGGUUGGGAACUGCUGCUGUCAUUGUGAUGGACAAAUCCACUGAUGUUGUUGAUGCUAUUGCUAGACUCUCUUACUUCUACAAGCAUGAGAGUUGCGGCCAGUGUACACCUUGCAGAGAAGGUACUGGAUGGCUCUGGAUGAUUAUGGAGAGAAUGAAGGUAGGAAACGCAAAGCUGGAGGAGAUUGACAUGCUCCAGGAAGUGACCAAGCAGAUUGAAGGGCACACCAUUUGUGCGUUGGGUGAUGCUGCUGCUUGGCCAGUUCAGGGACUUAUUAGGCACUUCAGGCCAGAAAUGGAAAGGAGGAUCAAGGAGAGAGCCGACAGAGAGUUACAACAGGCUGCUGCUGCUUGAUCUCUAUGAAGGUUGGUGCCAUAACAAAAAGUUGCAUGCCUAUUUGUGUACUGUGAUAUGUGUGGCAGUGUGAAGUGUUGUUAAAAUUGACCUAGGUGGAACAUAGCCGCCUCAACAUUAGAAUAGUUUCUGAAUCUCACAAACUAGGAAUUUCACAUACAUGUUUACAUUGAUCUACUUCAAUGCACCUUAUCACAGAUUAGGAAUUUCACAGAAAUGUUUACAUUGAUGAUUAUCACAGACCAAUCUAUUUCAAUGCACCUUAUCCUGAAGUCUUUCCUGGCUUAGGUGCUUUGCACUUUCUGAUGUUGCAAUACACCCUAGAAUAGUAGAAGAGUAGUUGAUGUUUCCACAGCUUAGACAGUGCCAAUCACCUUCACAAAAUCCAAGUCACCUUCACGAUGCCGAAUAAUAUUCCUUAGUUCUAUUCUUGAAUCUGAACUUUGAUGCUUAUGAUCUUCAUGAUUUCGCGAACAAGCUAUCCUGUUAUCUUAAAACGAACUUGAAGUUUUUAUGUAACAUAUUUUCUGGUUCUGCAGGGAUCACAUUUGCUGUUAGAUUACAUCGAAUAAGCUCUUAGAAGAUUUCAGAAUUUGAUCAAUCCUUCCAGCUAUAUUCAACUUUUGAUGGUUGUAUCGUAUAUGACUGCAUCGAAAUUCUACUUUUAUAUGUUUUAAGUUCUUCUUUGAAGGAUUAGGCUUAAGCAUGUUACUUGAAGUUUCAUUCUAUCUGGAUUUUUAUUGGUUGAAGAACCUUUCAAACAUUUUGUCUGUGUGUAAUUUUGGCAAUAAUUUUGGAAGGCAUAUGUUAAUGUCUUUUAUACUCAAAAAUAUUGAUUUGCUCAAA
Salvia miltiorrhiza (redroot sage) is the source of this 2485-nucleotide messenger RNA. RefSeq names its product NADH dehydrogenase [ubiquinone] flavoprotein 1, mitochondrial. Gene Ontology annotation, biological process: mitochondrial electron transport, NADH to ubiquinone. The coding region runs from base 176 to 1639 and encodes 487 amino acids. Lineage: Eukaryota; Viridiplantae; Streptophyta; Magnoliopsida; Lamiales; Lamiaceae. The record is from RefSeq and is a predicted model, not a curated record. The transcript has 2 exons. Gene Ontology annotation, molecular function: NAD binding; 4 iron, 4 sulfur cluster binding; FMN binding.